AGAUUUUGCUGUGGCUACAUGCAGCGUUGUAUCUCUGGCUCUCUCUCUCCCCUGCUGUCGCUCCUGUAGGAGGCAGGAACGCUGGGUAGGGAGGAAGCCUUGGCAGCUUUCUCUCUGCAGGCCCCUUCCUCCCCCCUUUUGCCUGCCUGUCCGGGCAUGGGUGCCGUCCGCUGGCAGACCCACAGCGUCUCUGUGUGUCUUUGAUUGUGUGCGCAUGUUAGCCGUGCUGCUGCACUAGCACAGAACCGGCCGGCAGAACCCAGAGGUUCACACCACAGAGUCUCCCCACUUUGAUUUUGUGGAGGCUGGCGUUCACUUCAGUCUCCGCCAUUGGGCUCACUGAGAUUCGUCAGCGUGUCUCUCCAUUGCGCCUAUUCUUGGUGGUAUGUCCUCAUGGUCUGUUGUGUUUGGAUACCCUGACAACUAGAAGCUGUGAGGUAACCACUUUCCAGUCUGCUGCCUCCCUGAACCUCCAGUGACAUGAUGCCCAAGAGGGAUCAUGAAAGGGACCUGGAGCUGGACAAGAAGAUCGAGGCUCUCCGCAGGAAGAACGAAGCACUGAUGAAGAGGUACAAGGAGGUGGAAGAGGACAAGAAAAGAGCAGAAGAGGAAGGGAUGGCGCUGCAGAGCCGAAAGGGCAAAGCUGAUGAUCUUACCAUCACAAUCAGCAAGUCCACCAGUGACAGUCGUGUGGUGGUGACGAAGCCUUUCAGCAGCGGCUCACCAGCUGGGAAAGGACAGCAGGAGGGUGGGCCCGACAGAGGGGGAGACGACCCUCCACAGGGGGCUGGACGAGGCCACAGGAAGCAGCUAAUGGUCACCAUGGCUGGAAAAAAGGGAAAGAGAGUGGUGAGUGAGAAGCCAGAGAAGAGGCCGGGCCCUGCAGACGUCAAGAGCCCGACUGAUGACGGACAGGCAAGGCGUGUGGAGUCAGCUGGAAGGGGGAAGCAGCCAUCUCACAUGACCAAGAGAGACGCAGCAGCGCAGGAUGAGGUUAAACAUGGGCAGAAGCACGCCGAGGAGCAUCACAGAGUGUCAGAACAAUGCCAGGAGCCUGAGAACCCACAAGCAAGCACAGACCUCAACAUCCCCACAUCGAGGGAGGAGCAGGAAGAGUAUCUGCGGUGGAAGAAGGAGCGCGAGCAGAUUGACAGGGAAAGGGUGGCGCGCCAUAAAAAUGCUAAGGGCCAGUGGAGACGGGCGUGGGACAUGGACAAAACUGAGAACAUGUUUUCAGACAAAUCCCUCGCUGACAGAGACUGGGGUCCUUCCAGCAGAGGUGGAAGAAAUGCAAGAAGAGGACAACCCAGGUCAGGCGGUGACUCAAGAGGUCAUGACAAGCGAGGCAAAGACAAGGGAGCUAAAAAUGUGCUGGUGAUGAGCAGCAAAGCAAAAGGCAAAGACCGCCUGACUGGGAGGGCCAGGAGAUGGCAGGCAAAUGAUGAAGGAGAGAACCCGCAGACUUCUGAUACAACGCUGGAGGAAUUCCUUGAGGAACUCGACGCCCUCACAGAUGCCGAUGUGGAGGAUCUGAAAGAUCAGGACGCUAUAACGAAGCUCUCACCCAGCCCAGACUCGCUGCCCGAGGAAGCGAGCGGAGUGUCAGCUGCUAGCUCGAGGGAGGACACCCCCACUCAGGGGAAGUCCGAGGCCUCGUCCCCUCGGGGUUCGGAGAAGAAAGUGCGCUUCUCGGAGGAACUCAUCCAGGGCGCUCACGCAAGGCAAACCGCCGGCUCUCAAGACUCAGAAUCCAGAAGUCCGAGCUCUUUAAAAGCGUACUCACCUAAAAAGAUCAAGCAUGAAGAACAGGAGCCACGGCAGCCUCUUGAAAGUGCCAAGCAGGAUGGUGGCAGUCCUCAGGAUAAAGGCGGUGGUCCAUUUGCUCCUCCUGUUGCCCUGCAGCAGGCAUCUGAGACUGAAUGCACUAACAAAGACAGCAACCCCCCCACAGCUCCCAGCUCCCCUCCUGCUGAAAAAGCCUGUGCCUCUCUACAUGAGAGCUCUGUCCAGCCUGUGGAGCUUACCAAGUGCAACAUCAGCAACACAAACACAGAGGAACUAAUAGACUCCGGUCUGUCUGUCCUGAGCCUGGAGUUAGGAGAAACUCACCCAACACACUCCACCAGCAGCGACAAGGUCAGUAUAAGAGGGAUGGGAGUCAGUCAGUAGAGGUGUGGAUGGACUGAUGCAGGGAAGGCGCAAAUGGAUGAGUAGGUAAAUAGAUGAAGCGAGAUAUGCAGUAUAUAUGCACUGCAGCUGUGUGUUAUCCAAUUUUGAUUCAAGUAUAUUCAUCUCCUCUGAGGCCUGAUGGAGUGCAGGAUAAAUAGUCUCAUGAGAGAAUGCCUCUUCAUCUCAUCAUCACUGGAACAGAUGCUGCACUUUAUGACCUCAAACUUCAAUCAUUCAUAUGGAGAAGUGGUGCUCAUGAAAUUACAGAAAAGAAGUCAAAGUUUUAACUAUUAAUAUUUGUUUUUCUGUCAUCUUUUUCUACAGGCAAGAGAGCAUGGGAAGAUUGUUUGACAUUUUUUUUGGGAUGUAAAUACUGAAACCAAAACACAGCAUUUGGAUGCAUUGUCUCGCUUCAGGUAGUUCAUUUGAGAUACCCCGCUUACAGCUUACGAGCAAAAACCAUGGUUUCAUUUUUGCUGUGGCGUUUCCCACCUGCUGAAAUUUUAGCUCCAAUUUGACAUAGGAAUGGCGAGAAAUGUUUCUGGACAUUUACCCGCUCAAAUAUUUUUUACAUCCAAGCACUUUAUGAGUAUAAAAGUCUGUGUACUGACACAUCCUUCAAUAUGUUAGUAUGCUGCUUGAGUGCAAUAUCAUUGAAUGUUUACAUUUGUAUGAAAAUUUCAAGGUACAUAUCAGGAGGCUUACCCUUUCACUUAGGUAGCCCUUGACAAUAAACUAAGCCACAGUCAAAUUUUCUAGUGCCUGAUUCUGCCUUAGAGGUUUUUUGAAUAAGUGAAUAAAGUCUGUAUUAUAUGACAAUACAAUAGCUACAGACCUGCAGCAGAGUCUGUGUUUCUACACUCUAAACUGUGUGCGUAGAUGUUAUUUAUUAACCGCUUCCAGCAUCAGUCAAUGCCUUUCACAAAUAAGAAAUCAAUACCUUGCUAAAGCGCACAUUUGGAACUUAUUGUCUUUGGCCAAUGACCAGGACACUGUUUCCAAAGUUUUCAAAAUGUUACUACUGACAUAAAUGUUUUCUGUUUUCAAGUAAUUUAAAGGGCCACUCCACUGAUUUUACAUAUGAAGGUCUUAUGAGUUUACUCGUGAUGAUUAAUGCUGCUGUAUUGUGUCUCUAAAGGAGCUUCAUCGAGUCUGUUAAAGUAAAAGAGAUGUUCUCAUACUGAUGUUAUCAAGGUCAUCUGAAUGUAGAUGUUAUAGAUUUAUAACGGAAAACCUGGGAUGUGGUGUUUACCAGGCAGAAAAGGUUUAAUGAGGAAGUGGUUUUCUUUAAAGGCCUCAUUGUCUCACAAGAACCAUAACUAUAGGGUUAAUGGUCAUUGAGACAUAAAAGCUGCAAUUGAACCUGAUUAAUAAGUGUUUGGUGACACAAAAUACAGUCUAAAAAGGUUUUAUCCACAGGUUAUACGUCGACUACACUUUGUUUCUGUCAGUACGGCUGCGUGAUUGGCUUGUUGUUUCUUGGUUCAGCUGUUAUAAAGCAGCCAAUUGGCUUUUUGGAUGGAGGGUGGGGCAUGUAUCAUUAUCUUUGGUAUUAUAGAAUUUAACCAUAGAUUUCUAUUCAGGACUGAAUGAAUCCUGAAUAGACGUCAGUGGGAGAUUGCAUUUCAAUAUGUGUAUUACUCGAUGGAGUGCCCCUUUAAUAAUACAACCUACUGCUGUUCAGAGAGACAUCCUGACAAAUGAUCAAUAACACCAGAUAACUAAUAUCUUGACACACUGCUGUUGUGCUCUCAAAGUCAGCACAGUUUUACAGCUGAAUCCCAGUUGUCUGGUCUUCCUCCGACUCAUCUUAUGUUGAUGAUGUUUUGGGCACUUAAUAUGAAUUAAUCAUUUGUCUCUUUAAUUUUACAAAUUUAAGACAUGAAAAUCAAGCUGCUGAAUCACAAACACAAUCUGGUAGGUAAAAUAUUAUUUUUUUAAAUUUGUUUGCUCAUGCUGUUUUAAGCAGCGAUGAGAGUCCUGAUACAGAAUUGUUUUUUCACUGUUGGGUUUUUUAACCUCUGUGGGACUUACUUGGCUGUUAGAGCCAAAAUUCAUCUUCCAGGUUGAAGAGACUUCAUCCUUUAGUUUACUGGGAUUUAGCUGUACUUUCCUUUUGGUGUUGUUUUUCAUUUGUUCUGUAUUAACAAUCAUUAAGGACAGCUAAUAUUUUUGAGACAGCUUCCCUUGAUUAAGAACUUAGCCAGUUGUUGUGCCUUGCAUAUUGGCUUCUUCAAAUACUGAAGGUGUACCUUAAUGUCAUGGUUUGUAUCAUAACUGUUACAUGUACUGUGCUGACAGUGAAGCCUCAUUUCUUUUAUUUAUUUGCCUCUCCGUGUGGACAACCGAAUGUUACCUAGAAUGAGUUUGCAAUUCUAAAACUAUUUUAAAACGAUGUCUGUGUUUCUCUGUGCCAUGUAUGGUUUUGUUUUUAUUUAUUGCCUCUGAUAUUUUAUUUUUGGUAUCAAGUGACGACUAUAAUAAGACGCCUUACAAGAAGAACUCUGUCCUCAAAGAAGUUUUUGGCUUUUGUCAAUGCUACAGUAUAGUAAACAGUUAUGUAACCAGUAGUAGAGAACACAGUGGACAUGCUCUGAGCUGCAGGGCUCUGUUAGCUUCAUCUGUGGUUACAUAAAAUACAACUAAUCAGGAAGCUAGUGGAAGCACACUGGGAGAACCAAGCAGCAAACCUGAUGUUUGAAGCCAGUCCAUCCAUUAAGAGAGAAAAUUGUAUGAGUAGGGGCCUUAUUCUGUAUUAUAUGUGGAUUUUGGAUGACUGAUGAUGGAAACAUCUGUUUGAAAAUCAGGUCAUCGAUUACCUCUGACGUAUUUAAAGCUCCCUGUGGGAUUCAAUUCAGUAAAAUGAAAUUUAGGACCUACAAUCAUUGAGACAUUGUAUGUUAUAUGUCCUCGUUUAGUACUUGUUUGUUUAGCUGUUAGACAUCUGCACGAUCACUUUCUUUAAGGUACAAAUUGAAGAGGUGAUUGUGAUUGUCUAGCUGGGUGUGUACCACUGUCCUCCACGUGUUCACAUACACUCAUAAGGAAGGAAUACUUGUGUGCGUCUGUAUGAGUGUGUGUUUCACAGUGUGAUCCCAGCUUUUUGCUGUUCAGAGUGCUCACGCUAAUUUGAAUCUGUGUGCAACAUGGCUUCAUUUACUGUAGAGCAGUUUUGAAGGAGGCGUACCGAACAUCAAUAAAGUUUUUCUUUAUUUCA
Amphiprion ocellaris (clown anemonefish) is the source of this 5386-nucleotide messenger RNA. Its product is annotated as coiled-coil domain-containing protein 9B. The record is from RefSeq and is a predicted model, not a curated record. Lineage: Eukaryota; Metazoa; Chordata; Actinopteri; Pomacentridae. The transcript is spliced from 13 exons. The coding region runs from base 481 to 2169 and encodes 562 amino acids.